AUGAAGAAAUUGGGGACAGGGAAAAAAAGCAUGGAAAGCCAAAUAGAAGUGGAUGCCCAGAAGCUCAUAGAGAUUUUUGCACGUGAAAAGGAUGAAAACUUUAAGGAACUGAUUGAUGCCAUUGAAUAUAUCUUCAAAUUUGGAGGAUCCCCCAUUCAUAUAUUGUUUGAAAUGUUCCCAUGGCUCAUGAAGCGUCUUCCAGGGCCUCACUUGAAGACCCUAGAGAGCACAGAGGUUAUGAUUUCAUUUGGAAAAAAAGAAAUACAUAAACAUAAGGAGCAACUGUCCUCCCAUGAGCCAAAGGAUUUCAUUGAUUACUACCUGCUACAUAUAGAGAAAGAACAGAAGACUGAUCCUACCUCUAUAUUUGAUGAAGAUAACCUGGUUCAUUGUAUUAGUGACCUCUUUAUCGCUGGAACACAUAUAUCUGCAUUGUUUAUGCAAUGGGCAAUCCUCCUUUUGGCAAAUCGUCCAGAUAUCCAAGAUAAAAUCAUCAAGGAGAUAGAAGAUGUUUUGGGUUCCUCUUCCAUCUGCUAUGAAGACCAUAAGCAGCUGCCUUAUACUAAUGCUGUGUUUCAUGAGGUCAUGCGUUACAGAUUUGUUGUGUUAAUAGGGACUGGAAGGCAAACUACUAAAGACGUGAACAUAGGGAGUUUUUUCAUCCCAAAGGAGACAGUUAUUAUUCCUGAUAUGUAUGCUAUUCUUCAUGAUCCUCAGCACUGGGAGACUCCUGAAGAAUUCAAUCCCAAUCAUUUUUUGGACAAGGAUGGAAAUUUUGUUACAAGAAAAGAGUUCCUGGUAUUUGGUGCAGGAGCUCGAGUGUGUUUGGGAGAACAGUUGGGGAGGAUGCAGUACUUCCUCUUCUUGACCAACUUAUUGAAGGCAUUCCAUUUCCAGCUGCCUCCGGGAGUCAAAGAACUCAGUGAAGAUAAUGUAGUGGGAGCGUUGCUGUCACCUAAACCUUAUAAAAUUUGUGCUGUUCCUCGCAAAAGUUCAUCAUAA
Anolis carolinensis (green anole) is the source of this 1002-nucleotide messenger RNA. Its product is annotated as cytochrome P450 2J5. Gene Ontology annotation, molecular function: heme binding; oxidoreductase activity, acting on paired donors, with incorporation or reduction of molecular oxygen, reduced flavin or flavoprotein as one donor, and incorporation of one atom of oxygen; iron ion binding. Gene Ontology annotation, biological process: xenobiotic metabolic process. The coding region runs from base 1 to 1002 and encodes 333 amino acids. NCBI's taxonomy places the organism in Eukaryota, Metazoa, Chordata, Lepidosauria, Squamata, Anolidae. The record is from RefSeq and is a predicted model, not a curated record. Gene Ontology annotation, cellular component: cytoplasm; intracellular membrane-bounded organelle. The transcript is spliced from 7 exons.